UCAUCAGUUUUCUUUAGCAAAAACAUAACUAGAGAGGCUCAAGAACAAAUCUGUGCAAAGAUGGCUGGCAUACAAAUUCACUCUUCGACCAGAUAUCUUGGAUUACCUAUGGGAAUAGCUAGAUCCAAGAAGGAGGCCUUUGACUACAUUCUAUUUGUUGUGAGGAGUAGAGUGGCAAACUGGAGGAAUAAGUGCCUGUCCAAAGCAGGUAAAGAAAUACUUAUUAAGGCU
Molecule: messenger RNA, 231 nt
Organism: Striga hermonthica
Lineage: Eukaryota; Viridiplantae; Streptophyta; Magnoliopsida; Lamiales; Orobanchaceae
Source: the annotation of a GenBank genome assembly